GGUCAGGGUGUGGUUUUUCUGGCCCAGGUGUGCGCCUGCGGUGUGUCUCCACUUCCGCCCGAGUGUCAGGUGAGUGAAACCGCGGAGAGGAUCUGAGCCGCGACCCCGAGAACGGGAACAGGAUCGCGGUGAAAAACAAACAAGACCAACCUAUUGAAAGACCCAAUCAUGCCUGAAAACCUUGAAUUGGUGGACAAGCAGCGGGUUCUGGAAGCCCUGGAUCGCCUUCAGGCCAGGCUGAGAGAGAGAGGGGAAUCGCAGCAACAAGAGAAACUCAACCUCCUACACCAGACCAUGAGAAGCCCCUUGUUCAACCAGAUACUGACACUGCAGCACUCCAUCAGACACCUGAAGGAACAGUUGAAUUCCUUGCCCACGGACGCCUCUCCCAGUUUUGACUUCUCUCAAGACGGAUAUUUGGUGUUCAACGCGGAAUAUCCCGAGAGGGACCCAGGCUGGGCUCAGGCCCCCAAAGCCCUGCCCAACGGGGACAAGCAGCAGAGAGAUUUGCCAUUCCCUGGGAGAACAGGAGAUGAGUUUGACCAGAUUAUUCAAGGACUGGCUCAGGGAAGACAAAUGGAACAUAUUGAACUUAAGAAGCCAACCUCGGGAGGCCUGGGGUUCAGUGUAGUUGGUCUUAAAAAUGCCAACAUGGGAGAAGUUGGUAUCUUUAUAAAGGAAAUUCAGAAAGGCAGCAUAGCAGACUGGGACGGAAGGCUGAAAGUACAUGACCACAUAUUGGCCAUAAAUCGCACAGCCCUGGAUAAGAACAUUUCCCACCAGCAAGCUAUUGGCCUGCUUCAGCAAAGCCAAGGAUCUGUGGGCUUAGUGGUUGCCAGAGGAGCUGUCCCAAACGAUUAUAAGAAUCCAACAUACACGACAGCCUUGCCCUUCACUUCACAACCAAUGCAAUGGGGCCACGUCGAAGAGAUCGAGUUGGUCAACGAUGGAUCAGGCCUGGGAUUUGGAAUUGUCGGAGGGAAAGCAGCCGGAGUGGUUGUGAAGACGGUGGUACCAGGAGGCCUAGCUGAUCGGGAUGGAAGGCUGCGGACUGACGACCACAUCCUGAGGAUUGGAGGCACCGACGUGCAGGGGAUGGGGAGCGAGCAAAUCGCUCAGGUGUUGAGAAACUGUGGGAACCGGGUCCGAAUGGUGGUGGCCAGGAAUCCCCAGGAAGACCUUUCCUCCUCCAGAGAUCCUCUCCCUCCUCAGGAUCGAAUCUCUAACGCUGUAAGGAAGAUCCCACUUCCAUUCGUAAGCGUUGAGGAUCACGACACUUAUGAUGUGGAGCUCAACAGAGACGGACAGAGCCUGGGCAUCACUGUCGUUGGCUACGUCGAUGCUUCUCACGGAGACACUUCUGGUAUCUUUGUCAAGAGCAUUAUACCAGGGAGUGCCGCGGAGCAGAGCGGGUGCAUUCAGAUCCACGACCGCAUUAUCGCUGUGGAUGGGUUUAACAUCCAGGAAUUGACUAACCAGGAAGCCAUCGAUGCUUUGCGUAACACUGGGAAUACAGUCCAUCUUACCUUGGCCAGAAAGAAGGCGGGCGCAGACUCCCAUAUAGUGAAGACGGAUAAUGACAGGCACAUGAUCCUGGCAAAUUCACUGAUCGGUGAAAGCAAUGUGGAUAGUGGGGAUGAAGAGCAGGAGCAAGAGAAGCAGCAAAUGGAACUGGAAGGAUACGAACACGAUUCAGCAAAUGAAGAAUUGAAGAUCAAAUGGGAGAAUUUGCUGGGCCAAGACUAUGAAGUGAUGGUGUUUAAUCUGGACCCCGAGGUAUCUGACAUCUCAGAGUUGCAGAAAUACUCUAAGCUAAUGCCUGCUCACACCCUGCGACUGGGAGUAGAGAUAGACUCUUUUGAUGGACAUCAUUACAUAUCAUCAGUUGCUCCUGAUGGCCCAAUGGGAAGAGUUGGAUACCUGGAGCCAGAGGAUGAAAUUCUGGAGGUGAACGGAAGAGAGCUGCGUGGAAAAUCUCGGCGUGAGGCGGUAUCCGUUCUGACCGAGGCUCCUUCUCCUCUCACCCUGGCCUGCUGUCGCCGGCUGCUGGAGGGGACCGAGAUGCCUGUGGACGAGCCCUAUGUCACACAGAGAGCAGCUCCCGAGGACACAGAGAGCAGUGAUCCAGUGGUCAGACCGCCAUCUCCUUGGAGCAGUAAAAACUGCACGAGCCUGGUAGAGUCAGACUCAGAAGAGGAUGGGGAAUUGGCUUUAUGGUCCUCUGACGUGAAAGUGAUGGAGAUGGAAAAAGGUUCGCAAGGUUUAGGGUUCAGUAUCCUGGACUAUCAGGAUCCCUUAGACCCCACACGUACUGUCAUUGUUGUCCGUUCUCUGGUGGCUGGUGGGGUUGCUGAACGCAAUGGCAGGGUGCUGCCUGGCGAUCGCCUCGUCUUUGUCAAUGACCGUAGCCUAGAGAACGCUGCUUUGACGGACGCUGUUCAAGCUCUCAAAGAUGCUCCGUCUGGCAAGGUGCACCUUGGUAUCUGCAAACCAGCGGUGUCUGAAGCAGACGGGAGCACAGAUUCAAGGUUUGCAGGCUCCAGAGUUGGUACGGACAAUGACCUGAAAGGAUUGAAUCCACUCUUCGCAGCGAUUCCACCUCCUCAGGACUUUGGGGAUGAGUCGUUUUCCCAGGAAGAGCUGGUGGAUGACCCCAGGAUGCACUUGGGUUCAUUCCAUUUGCACCCAGGAGGAGGGUCCGCAGGGUGGGAGACGGAGGGCUGGCCCGUGAGGACCGAUGAGCGGGAGAUGCUAGUGGACGAGGAGUGCGAGGCAGGCGGAGAGACCCAGGGAAACGCCAGUGAGCGGCUUCAGCGUGGCCAGGGGGAUGCUGAGCCUCACCUCGGCGAGGAGAACUACAUCGUGGAUUGGAUCGAGAGUCUGGAGUCUCCCGAGGAGCUGGACACGGCACGGAUGCAGCUCAGCGCCAAGCGACCCUCCGACGAUUCCCGUAUGUUCCAGCCCUGUCGCUAUGACGAUGGCAGAGAGGGAGAAGGAGGGCUCGGCGGGAGCUCGAGAUCGUCAUCCUCAUCGGCAGAGAGCGGUGACUUACACGGGGCAUCCGGAGAGUAUCAGGGUCACCACGUGGGCGUGCUGAAGAGCAGCUCCGAGCUAGGGAUGAAAUUAAAACGGGACGACAGGGAAGCUGGAGCGAUCGCUGGGAAGAUUGGAGACAGACGGUCUGGCAGAGGAGAUGAGCAGCCGAGAGAGCGCCUCACUGCCUCUGUGAUUGAGGAACCAUCAAGACUUCAGCCUUCUCUGUACCUCUCCACCCAAGCUGCUUCUAAAACUAUGGAUGAGCUGCCCGAGCGAGAGGCGGGCGAAGGGGAAGAAACUCCAGUCUUGAGCCAUUGGGAGCCACCACGGAGGGUGGAGGUCUGGCGAGUGCCAGGGGAGUCGCUUGGAAUCAGUAUCGUUGGUGGCAAAGCAGUCAUCAAACGUCUGAAAAAUGGGGAGGAAUUGAAAGGGAUUUUCAUAAAACACGUCCUGGAGGAGAGUCCAGCUGGAAGAAGCAAAGCUCUGAGGACUGGGGACAAAAUUAUUGAGGUUUCUGGCGCCGAUCUGCAGAAUGCCACACACGAAGAUGCAGUAGAAGCCAUAAAGAACGCUGGAAACCCCGUGAUCUUUGUUGUCCAGAGCCUGUUGUCCACUCCUAGGCCCAAUUCCAUACAUCAAAGUAAAGAUGAGCGAAAGGGAGGCGAGAGCAAAAAAAUAUUGAAGAAAUUGGGACCUGAUGGAGGUGGUCCACCUCCGCCCAUGCGGCUGCCUCCACCCUACAGAGAGCCCAUCGCGAACCAGCAGGAACCUGAGCCACAGCAAAUUGACGAGCCGACUGAGGCAGACAGCGCUCCCACAGAGAGGAGCAACAGUGACCAAAAGAUCAGGCAGAGAUAUGGAGACCUGCCAGGGCAGCUACACAUCAUCGAGCUUGAGAAGGACAAGAAUGGAUUGGGACUCAGUCUAGCUGGUAACAAGGACAGGUCUCGCAUGAGCGUUUUUGUGGUUGGCAUCAAUCCCGACGGUCCGGCUGGAAAAGAUGGGAGGAUCAGGAUUGGAGAUGAGCUUCUGGAGAUCAACAGCCAGGUUCUGUACGGAAGAAGCCAUCAAAAUGCAUCCGCAAUUAUAAAGAACGCUCGAACAAAGGUCAAAAUAGUUCUGAUAAGGAAUGAAGAUGCUGUUAAUCAAAUGGCCGUUACUCCCUUCCCUGUGCCAUCCAGUUCACAGUCUUCCAUUGAGGUUCGAGAUGCAGAAGCACUGCCAACUUCUCUGGAACUGUCAUCCUCGCAGUCAGAUUAUUCACAUUUCAAGAACGUCCAGCACAUACUGUUAACAAAGGAUGAUACUGGUCUUGGCCUUGCCAUCAGUGAAGACAACACCAGCAAGGGAGUUACUAUCAAAAGCCUUACUGACAAUGGAGCAGCAAUAAAGGAUGGAAGGCUCAAAGUGGGAGAUCGAAUCCUGGCUGUGGAUGAUGAGAGUGUCGUGGCACAGCCUCCGGAGAAGGCCAUUAAUCUCCUCAAAAAGGCAAAAGGAACCGUGAAACUGACCAUCAGCUUUCAAGACAGGACACAGCAAACAUCCACAGCCACUCCCCCUUCCUACCUCAACACAGACUCCAAGUUAUCAGAACACAGUAAUAUCUUGUCACCUGCUGUGGUACUGGAUCCAGCAACAUGUUCUGUGGUCCCAGGACAGGAAACAACCAUCGAAAUUUCCAAAGGAUCUUCAGGCCUUGGCCUCAGCAUUGUGGGGGGGAAGGAUACCCUGUUGGACGCGAUAGUUAUUCACGAGGUGUAUGAGGAGGGCGCAGCUGCUAAGGACGGCAGACUCUGGGCUGGAGACCAGAUCUUGGAGGUAAACAGGAUCGAUUUAAGGAAUGCAACUCACGAGGAAGCCAUCAUGGCGCUACGUCAGACGCCGCAGAAAGUGCGUCUCAUUGUCUUCAGGGAUGAGGCUCAGUACAAGGACGAGGAGAACCUGGAUGUCUUUGUGGUGGAUCUUCAGAAGAAGGUCGGCCGAGGGCUGGGGCUGAGCAUCGUAGGAAAGAGGAAUGGAACGGGAGUCUUCAUCUCAGACAUUGUUAAAGGGGGAGCGGCUGAACUGGAUGGGCGGUUGAUGCAGGGCGACCAGAUCCUGUCCGUGAACGGGGAGGACGUGCGCAACGCCUCCCAGGAGACGGUGGCGACAAUACUGAAGUGUGCACAGGGCCGGGUGCAGCUGGAGGUCGGGCGGCUGAAGGCAGCGUCAUGGAUUUCAUCACGAAGAACAUCGCAGGGCAGUCAGAUUAGCCAGACGAGUGGGAACACCAACACUCCGCCUUUCGGCUCCGUCGGGGCCUCUUCCCACGGCUUCGGCAACGGCAACAGCAAGCGCAGCUCAGGGGAAGUCUCCAAGUGGGAUUCAGGUGCCGAUACGGGAAUACGCACCGUGGAAAUCAUCAGGGGACCGAGUGAUGCACUGGGGAUCAGCAUCGCUGGAGGCAAAGGCAGCCCGCUAGGUGACGUGCCCAUCUUCAUUGCCAUGAUCCAAGCCAGUGGAGUGGCUGCACGUACACACAGGCUGAAGGUUGGGGAUCGGAUUGUGAGUAUUAAUGGGCAACCCCUGGACGGGCUGUCUCACACAGAAGCGGUUAAUCUGCUGAAGAAUGCCUACGGAAGCAUUGUCCUUCAGGUGAUAGCCGACACCAACAUUACUGCAAUCGCAAGUCAGCUCGAGAAUAUCUCACCUGGGCCCAACUUGAGCUCCCCGUCCGACGUCCAGACAGAAGAGACAGAACCUCCGCAGUACAAAAUCAUCAUGUUAGAGAAGGGUCUGGAUGGUUUAGGGUUCAGUAUUGUGGGAGGAUUUGGAAGCCCCCACGGAGAUUUGCCGAUAUACGUAAAGACUGUGUUCAGUAAGGUAUCUAUCCAGAUUCAUUGUCAAUGGCUUUGCUUUUACUCGUGCAUUCCACCAGAGGGAAGCAGUGGUAUUCGCUGCAGAUGUUACUGUCUUCAAUGCAAUAACUGCUCAGGUUUAGCAUUCAUUACGUUCUCUGAGUUGUCUUCUCUCGCGUUCGUUCACUCCUCGACAAAUAACGCUGUUGAUGGUUUGUGGUGAUCUACCUGUUGAGGCGUACGUUGUACAUCCCGGGACCCUCCUCGAUAAAGAGUAUGUUUCUCCUGGUGUCCUGGCCAACAAUCACCCCGGAUACAAUCAG
Messenger RNA from Callorhinchus milii (elephant shark), 6196 nucleotides. RefSeq names its product PATJ crumbs cell polarity complex component (gene patj). Bases 169 to 6096 code for a protein of 1975 amino acids. The record is from RefSeq and is a predicted model, not a curated record. Gene Ontology annotation, molecular function: protein binding. Lineage: Eukaryota; Metazoa; Chordata; Chondrichthyes; Chimaeriformes; Callorhinchidae. The transcript is spliced from 46 exons.